AUUUUCAUGAGAACCUUGUUUAGAAUUAAGAUAAUCUCGGGCAGUUUCAACGGAAAAUAAUUAUCGGAAAACUCCGGCAAUGAUCGUAACCUGUCGGUCAACGGUCACCAGCCGAAGUCUAUCACUCAUCUUUGAAAAAUCACCCCACUCACCUAGAGUCUAUCAUCGACCUUCACCGCAGAAGGUUCGCUAUCGAAACUCACCGCGAAAUCAACUAAAUUGUACAUCAACAUAAUUUAACCGUACAUCACCUAAUCAACUUGUAAAGACUGUAAUAACCCGCAUUGAAAUUGACCACGCGUUUUAAUAAAUUAACAAAUCGUUGUGUGUGAUAAUUUCCGUGAGUUAAAUUCUUUACACAAUCAACCAGUUUCCCUGAAAUCUCCGGAUCCACCCUACUCAACUGUUCCCUCACCAAACAUAUGGUCCUUCGAGCCGGAUACCGGGAUUAAAUUCAGUGAAACUGCGAAAAUCAACGAAUAAUUAGUGCAAAUCAAGUGAUUCAGCAUAGUGAAAAUCAAAGGAACGCCUCGUUGUGAACGGGUUUCGGGGUUCACACGAGCAAUUCAACGGAUUUUGAGAGUAAUAAAAUCAAGACAAUAGGUGUUUGGGAGCGAAAGCAGACACCCGAAAUCAAAACAACCGCGCUAGGCAAUACACGGUUAAGCCCAAUUCAAGGGCAACGUUAUCUAUCUCUCUCUAAUCCGGGUUACCUUCAACGAAUUAUCGACACCUCAAAUAUCUAUCAAAAUUAAAAUCUGUUUAAUAAUCUCCGGUCGGUAAUUGAGAACAUCAACAUGUCUUCCGAGACAUUGGUUGAUAAAGAAGAUUUGUUCGAGGAUCCAGAGAACCAAGGAAUCAUCCCUGAACUGCUCAUCACCACCGAAAAGGGUAUCAACAAGGAGCAUCAACCAAAGACGAAUACUGGAGCUAUCCCAAAGGACAAACCAGUAUACCCACAUAUCAAAACUCGAGAGAGCUGGGCAGACAUGUCAGCUCCCCUGAGUAAAAAGGAGGAGUUCCAGACGCGACUUCUCCUACGCAAGGUGGACAGCAUCAAGGACAUCAACACGAGCCUGGCCACAUUAGCGAACAACAACGUGUCGCUAACCAUAGAUGAACUCGAGGGCCAGGAGCUGAUAAUCAACACACACUGGAGCGAGUUCCAAAAACUAGAGGAAACGGUAAUCGAAUUUUUACCAAAUGAUCACGAUUUCUUUGCCCACAGCCUCCACGAACUAGCGGAAGAGCUGAAAACAUCGAGCAUAGGGCUCAUAUAUCAACUCAAGGGCCUCACCAAGAGAAGGGAACUCGCCGAGAAAUCAACACCACCUACCCAAUCAUCAAACCAAUCGGGAAAUCAACUGAAGAGGAUCGAACUCAACACAUUCGACGGCAGAUACUCCGACUGGAAAAAUUGGAGUGAUCUGUAUCUCUCGAUGGUGGGGAGUGACCCCAACAUACCAGGAGUGCAGAAGCUGGCUCGCCUCAAGGGCCUGCUGAAAGGGUCAGCAGCAGCACUCAUCUCAACGUUCAGCGUCACUGAAGAGAACUACGAUAAGGCGUGGAGGAAACUCGUAAAGAAAUACGAGGACCCACGACUCAUCGCACAAGCUCUAUUCAAUCGAGUGCUCAACUUGCCGAAAAUCCACAAGGCAUCCUCAGAAAAUCUCACCGCCAAUGCAGCAGCGGCAGUAGAGACGCUGGACCAACUGCCUCAAAUGACGAAACUCACCACAUCGAGACUGCUUGAGCAGAUGAUCAUACACCUGCUACGACAAUCGCUCGACUCCGAGACCCUGAAGAUGUGGGAAUUGAAACUUGGAGAAUGCAGAGACUUCCCGACGCUCGAGGAGUUUACGAACUUCAUCGAGUCAUACGCCAGGGGAAUCAACUCAGGAGACAAGCUCCACUCAACUAGCACAAACAGUUCAACGCCACGAACAACGCCUGUCGCGAGCAGGAGAAGAGUAGCACACGUGGCAUCAACAACAGAGACAUCAACAAAGGCUCCUCCGAGAAAUAACUGUGCCUUCUGCACAGGAAGACACUACAUCGCGAGUUGCGAGAAGUUCAUCGCACUCUCACCAAUCAAACGAGUCGACAUCAUCAUCAGCAAGCGGUUGUGCUUCAACUGCUUGGGGCCACACCUACUGAGCAGGUGCACCUGCCUGAAGAGCUGCUACAAAUGCAAGGCCUUCGGACAGGAAAAACGUCACCAUACUCUACUCCACGGAGGCCACGUGGAUUUAAUGGAAGACGCUGGGCAGCUGACGAAGUUCAACCUGGCAACACCAGCGCCCACACCAGCGGCAGAGGAAUCGACACAUCAAUUAUCGAAAUCAACGGAUUCAACGGCCACUGAGAGGAUUUACGCCCCCCUGAGUCAAGUCGAAGAAUCAACUCAACAGCAGAGAUCAACUGCAACAGUGAACCUCAACAAUCAGCGGAUCAGUGCGCAAGAGAACAUCAGCGAGAAUCAGAAAUCACCAGCCAUCAACAGUAAUCAACGGCACUCAACGCAACCAUCUGUGCUGCUAGCCACGGCGCUAGUAAAAGCAGCAUCACCACGAGGAUAUCUGAUCGACGCCAGGGUGCUAAUCGAUCAAGGCUCAGAAAUAUCGUUCAUCACCGACAAUCUAGUUCAUCAACUCCACCUGAAACGAGCACAUUCAACGCUCGAACUAAUCGGAAUCGGUGGAACACCUUCAGGGACCACGAGAGGAGUGGUGCCAGUCGUGCUGCACUCAACGAUUGGAAAUCAACAAGUUGAAAUCACCGCACACAUCUUGAAGAAACUCACCACACGACUGCCAUCAUUCUCAUGUUCAACGGCGAGGAUCGGCUCACUACAGGAUCUUCAACUAGCCGAUCCAGAUUAUCUAAAGCCUGGACCAAUCGACAUCAUUAUCGGAUCAGACAACUAUGGGCGGAUCAUCAAAGAAAAGGUUAUCAAAUCGACAUCAACUCAACUAGUUGGCCAACAAACAGCAUUUGGUUGGAUAAUAUCAGGUCCAAUCAACUGCCAAGGCUGUUCACCGAGAAUCUCCUUAACUGCAGUACGGAGUUCCGCGAACGAACAGCUACUAGAGCUUCUCCAAAAAUUCUGGGUCCAGGAAGAAAUCAACAAUGCAAUGGAGUGUCAUGAGCUAUCACCAGAGGAUCACCAGUGCGAGAUGCACUUUCAAUCGACGCACUCCAGAGACGAGACCGGGCGCUAUGUUGUGAGGCUCCCCCUGAAAACCUCAGCAACAGCCCUCGGUGACUCGAGGCUCAAAGCAACACGUCAACUACACUCGGUAAUGAGACGCCUACAAAAGGAUGAGGCGUACUCAGCCCUGUACAAGGCCUUUAUCAGAGAGUAUCAUCAGUUAAAUCACCUUCAAGAAGCACCAGAGACUCCAGAACCCUCCCCAGCCUAUUAUCUACCGCACCACGGGGUUCUGAGAGACGAUGCCAUCACCACGAAACUACGAGUCGUAUUUAACGGCUCCAGCGCGAGCUCAACAGGAAUCUCAUUGAACGACAUUCUCUAUUCUGGAGGAAAACUGCAAGUGGAUGCAGUCAACGUCCUCACAUGGGUGAGGAAACAUCAGUUCGUUUUUGGGACAGACAUCGUGAAGAUGUUUCGCCAAAUUCGGGUUCAUCAAGACGAUUGGGAUCUGCAACGAAUUUUGUGGCUCAACGAAGACAAUGAAGAGAUCACCUAUCAACUGACCACAGUCACCUAUGGGCUCAACUGUUCACCAUGGAUAUCACUAAGAGUCCUUCAACAACUGGUGGAGGAUGAAGGUCACCGCUUCCCAGCAGCAGUAGAGACACUCAGAAAAGGUCGCUACGUAGACGAUAUCUACGGCGGUGCCGACUCCAUCGAUCAACUAAAAGAAAUCGCUACUCAACUACAAGGACUUUGCGAAGCCGGUGGCUUCCCACUCCAAAAAUGGAGCAGCAACUCACCAGAAGCUCUUCAACAAUUAGGCCUCUCACCACAGAACUCAACAGUGCAUUUCGAAGAAGCAAUCACCAAGGUCUUAGGCCUUUGCUGGCAGCAGUCAACCGAUACAUUCAAAUACAAGGCCAAGAACUUCACCUCAAAGACGUUCACCAAGAGAUCAGUGCUAUCAGAGAUCGCCCAAAUCUUUGAUCCACUGGGAUUCAUCGCUCCAGUUGUCAUCCUUGGCAAAAUCUUCAUCCAAAGUCUAUGGAGAUUGAAACUUAAAUGGGAUGAUCCAUUGCCGACGGACUACGUACGACAAUGGAGGAAAUUUCGAGCGGAAAUCAACGAGCUAGAUAAGAUCUCAAUCCCGAGAUGGCUCAGACUGUCAACAGAAUCGAUCAACAUACAACUCCACGGGUUCGCCGAUGCAUCCAAAUCGGCAAUGAGCGCAGUAGUCUACAUCAGAUCAAAGAAACUCAACGAACCGACCUCAACAAUCAUCGUAUGUGCAAAAACGAGGGUGGCACCACUCAAGGAAAUGACCAUCCCUCGCCUCGAACUCACCGCUGCACUACUGCUCACCCGCCUUGCAAAGACAACUCACCAAAUGCUAGAACUCAACAACGUGGAAACUCACCUCUGGUCAGACUCAUCUGUUGCUCUGGCGUGGAUAAGCAGUCAUCCCUCACGCUGGAAGGAAUUUGUCCACAACAGAGUAGCAGAAAUCCAAAAGACAUUGCCAGAAGCAACAUGGAGGCACAUCAGUGGAAAGGAAAAUCCAGCAGAUUGUGCCUCAAGGGGGAUCUCAACAAAUCAACUCAUCGAACAUCCACUCUGGUGGUCAGGACCUGACUGGCUUAAUCUAGAGCCAGACCAGUGGCCACAAUCAACAAUAGACGUCCCUGCAGAGGUCUCAAUGGAAGCGAAACCAUCACCAGCUCAUCCAGUCGCAGCUGAGGUCAACGUCAACGCACUAGCAGAGUUGCUAGACAGAUACUCAGCACUAUCAAAGGUGCUGCAAGUGUCAGCGACCAUCAACAGGGCAAUCAAUAGGUUCAGAAGGCAACCAACACCCCAGACACCAGUCCUCACACCUGACGAACUCAACAAGGCUCGGCUAUUCUGGGUAAAACUAACACAAAAACAAUUCUUUGCUUCAGCAAUAAGGACCCUCAGGAGAGACCAUCAACUGCCAACGGGACAUCAACUAGCCAAGAUGACCCCAUUCCUAGACGAGCUAGGAAUCAUGAGAGUCGGAGGACGACUCAGAAACGCUCAACUAGACGCUGACGAGAUGCACCCCAUCAUACUGCCUCGCCAGUCGCGACUCACCACACUGGUCAUCAACGAAGCUCACCAACGAGCACUCCACGGAGGAACUCAACUCACGUUGGCAAUCACCCGCCAAAAAUACUGGAUAAUUGGCGGCAGAGGCACUGUUCGAUCCCACAUCCUACACUGUGUCAUCUGCACCAGAUAUCGGGCUCAACGAGCCCAACAGCUGAUGGGACAACUUCCCACAGCAAGAGUAUCACCAUCAAGAGCAUUCCUCCACACAGGGGUGGAUUAUGCUGGUCCAAUGCCCAUACUUAAGUGGAGACCAACAAAUGCUCAACCAGCCGCGGUGCACAUCGCAGUCUUCGUCUGCCUGAGCACAUCAGCAGUGCACCUGGAGCUGGUCACGCGUCAAAGCACAGACGCAUUCAUCGCAGCAUUCAAGAGAUUCACCGGGAGAAGAGGAAUCCCCCAAGUGAUGUAUAGUGACAACGGAAGCAACUUUGAAGGAGCUGCUGGAGUCCUACAUCGAUUAUACAACGAGGAAUCACCAGAGAAUCAACAAAUCCAAGCUGCACUUGCCACAAAUGGAACUCGCUGGAGCUUCAUCCCACCACGAGCACCCCAUUUUGGUGGCAAAUGGGAAGCAGCGGUGAAAUCAACGAAAUAUCACCUGAAACGUACGCUGGGAACAACGACACUCACCUAUGAAGAGCUCAACACCAUCUUGAUCCAGAUCGAGGCCUGCCUAAACUCCAGGCCGAUCUCACCAAUGUCUGAUGACCCAGACGACCUUCAAUCGCUCACCCCAGGACACUUCCUGAUAGGUGAGCCACUUCAACUGAUCCCAGAGCCAUCCUACUUGGAUGACAAUCCAUCCAAGAUGCAUCGGUGGAACGUAAUCACCCAGAAAAUUCAACAAUUCUGGUCAAGAUGGUCAAAAGAAUGUCUUCAACGAUACCUGGCCAUCUACAAGUGGAAUCAACGCCAGGAAAAUAUCAAGGUUGGAGACAUGGUGCUAGUGGUGAACGAAAACUUUCCACCAGCAAGGUGGCCACUAGCACGAGUCACCGCAGUUCACCCGGGAGACGACGGACUCACCAGAGUAGCGACUGUCAAGACAGCCUACUCAGAAGUAGCUAGGCACGCGGACGGUACGCCUAAUCCAGAGAGGUACCAAACACGAGUCAGCACCUGGGAUCGACCCAUCACCAAACUCUGCCUGCUACCAACAGAACAACUGCAAGAAGAUCAACAAGAACUUCAAGGGGACUCCCAGGAAUCACAGGACUGAGAGAUAUCAUCAAACAAGAACUCAACCCACCAGAAAUCAACUCAGAAACUCGACAGUCAAUCAACAGAAUAAAUUCACCACCUCCGAUUGUGAAUUGCCCCCGGGAUGUUUAGAAUUAAGAUAAUCUCGGGCAGUUUCAACGGAAAAUAAUUAUCGGAAAACUCCGGCAAUGAUCGUAACCUGUCGGUCAACGGUCACCAGCCGAAGUCUAUCACUCAUCUUUGAAAAAUCACCCCACUCACCUAGAGUCUAUCAUCGACCUUCACCGCAGAAGGUUCGCUAUCGAAACUCACCGCGAAAUCAACUAAAUUGUACAUCAACAUAAUUUAACCGUACAUCACCUAAUCAACUUGUAAAGACUGUAAUAACCCGCAUUGAAAUUGACCACGCGUUUUAAUAAAUUAACAAAUCGUUGUGUGUGAUAA
Diachasmimorpha longicaudata is the source of this 6931-nucleotide messenger RNA. RefSeq lists its product as uncharacterized. Gene Ontology annotation, biological process: DNA integration. The coding region runs from base 798 to 6506 and encodes 1902 amino acids. The transcript is spliced from 2 exons. The record is from RefSeq and is a predicted model, not a curated record. Gene Ontology annotation, molecular function: nucleic acid binding. Lineage: Eukaryota; Metazoa; Arthropoda; Insecta; Hymenoptera; Braconidae.